AUGGCUCUCGAUUAUUCAGUUCUUGGAGCAGCGAUAGGAUCAUUGAUCCUCGCACAAUGCGUCUGGUUCUUCUCUGUCGUCGUCUACCGCCUGUACUUUUCACCUAUCGCGGAUUUCCCUGGACCUCCUAUAGCUGCGGCGACUGGCUGGUAUGAGUUUUACUAUCAGGUCUUGCGUAACGGCAAGUACAUAUUCGAGAUUGAAAAGAUGCACAAGAAAUAUGGUCCCAUCGUCCGAGUCAACCCUGAUGAGCUUUCCAUACACGACCCGGAAUUCUACAAUGAGCUGUAUGUCACUGAGAAUAAGCGGCGGACUGACCACUAUGACGCGUUUGGCAAAGGAAUUGGCUUUGAAGAUUCCCACCUGUUUACGAAGGAGCACGAUCUCCACCGGGUCAGGAGGAAGGCCUUGGAGCCGACUUUCACAAGGAUGGGCAUCAAUCGCUACCUGCCGGUGAUUACAGAGGUAGCCCUGCAUCUUGAAACCCGCCUCCGAGAGUACUCUGGUACCAACGACAUCAUCCGCCUAGACCACGCUUUCACUGCGUACACCGGCGAUGUUGUGGGAAGGAUGUGCCUUGAUACCAAAGAUCAUGGGGACAGGUUCCUAAGCGAUCCCGAGUUCUCACCCGAUUGGUUCAAUGCGAUGUAUAUGAUCAUCCGCUCCAUACCCAUCGCCACGGCAUUCCCAACACUGGUCUUGAUAAUGAGCUACAUCCCAGAGCGACUCUUUCUGCUCGCAUAUCCCCGCGGAGAAGGAUUGCGCAAACUGAGGCAGAAAGCCAGGGAGAAUAUCCGCAAAGUCCUGAAGAGCGACUCCGUACAGGACGAGAACGUCACGUCCCUCUUCCACCACGUCGUCAACAGCGACAUGCCCGAGUCGGAGAAGACCGAGCCCCGGCUCGUGAUGGAGGCCAUGCUGAUCAUGGCGGGAGGGACCUGGACCAGCGGUCGUACAAUCGGGGUAGCGUCUUACUAUAUCCUGUCCCGACCCGAGCUGCAACGUGCAGUUGAGGCAGAGCUCAGAGAUGUAAUGGUCAAAUGGCCCCAAGUCGUCCCGGCAUGGGCCGAGCUCGAGAAAUUGGUGCUCCUCCAGGCUGUCAUCAAGGAGUCCUUGCGUAUCAGCUAUGGCGUAAUGCACCGCCUACCUCGAAUCUCGCCCGAUGUUCCCAUUCAGUACAAGCAGUAUACCAUUCCACCUGGGGUUCCAGUAGGCAUGUCGUCGUAUCUCAUGCACACAGAUACCAGCGUGUACGAAGCGCCACUCGAGUUCAGACCCGAACGUUGGAUCGGCGACAUCGACCCGGCGAUGAACCGGAACUACGUGCCCUUCGCCCGUGGAUCCAGAAACUGUCUAGGUAUCCACUUGGCAAUGGCCGAGAUAGCCUAUGCUCUGGCUGUGCUCUUUCGCCCCAGUGGUCCUCAACUGGAGGUCUUCGAGACAGAUGAAAGCGACGUGCAGCUGGUUCACGACUUCAUGGUCGCAACAUCUCGUUUGGAUAGCAAGGGCAUCAGGGCUAUCGUACACUGA
Molecule: messenger RNA, 1530 nt
Organism: Anthostomella pinea
Lineage: Eukaryota; Fungi; Ascomycota; Sordariomycetes; Xylariales; Xylariaceae
Source: the annotation of a GenBank genome assembly